UGAUUGAUUGAUAUCUAAAUUUUUAUUUUCUGCAACACAAAUUUAGAAUUUUGUUUCCUUGUUCUAAUAGUAGUAGGGCAAGGAUAGGGUAAGGUUAGAUUGUCUGUCUGUUUGUUAGAUUAUGUGGUAUGAGGGAUGGACUUGUAAGGUUGUUUUGAAAGAGAGGAGAGCUAUGGGAAGUAGAAUUGGAAUUCUACGUGAAGUAUGUUGUUGUCCUUGUUGAGUAGGCGCUCAUUGGAUGUUGAUUCCAGGGAUGCUUAUGGAUUUGUUUUGAGACCUCAACACAUACAACAAUAUAGACAAUACAUUAGUAUCUACAAGGAGGAAGAAGAGGAAAGAUCAGAGAAAUGGGAGAUUUUUCUUCAACAUCAAUUAGAAUCUAGUCAGUUUUGCUUAGCUGAAGAGGAAUCCAGAGAGAGAUUGCAGGCUGAAACUACUGGCUUGGAUGAACAGAUCAUUUCAGAAAGGGGCCUAGAGGGGAAUGAUUGUAGUUGGAAGAAGUCUGAUUUUGAUGGUUCAACAGACUGUGAUCCUAAAAAGGAGUUGCAAUUUUCAGAGGAACCUGUGAGACAGGCCCAAUUUUCAGGGGAAUGUCAAAAAGAGGAGCAGUCUUCAGAAGAGCCUGAAAACCAGACACAACUUUCCAAAGAACCUGGAAAGGAGGACCAUAUAUCAGGGGAAUCUGAACAAGUGGUACAGAAUUUGGAAGAACCAGAAAAAGAGGUGCAGCUUCCAGAAGAACCCAAAAGGGAGGAGCCGCUUUCAAAACAAACAAAGGCUGGUAAGGUUCAAAUAUGGUCACGAAUUAGACUCUCUCUCCAUGCCAUUGAGAGUACAAUGAGUUCACGUGUUAAGAACAUAAAGAAUAUGAAAGGCAAUCAGAAUAGUUCAAGUAGAGAUCAACUUCUGUCAAUAAAAGAGGCAGAAGUUGUAGGAGAAGAACCAAAGGAUGAUGUUGAGGGAGAUGUUUUUGUUAAGGACAGUUCAGAUGAAAAGGUUGAUACACCUCUACAAGAAAAUUCUGCACAUGUUGAGAAAUCUCCAGAGCUGUUCUUUCCUUGGAAACAAGAACUUGAGUUCCUUGUUCGUGGGGGAGUGCCAAAGGAUCUCAGAGGAGAGGUAUGGCAAGCCUUUGUCGGUGUAAAGGCACGCCGAGUGGAGAGGUAUUAUGAGGAGUUGCUGGCUGAAGAAUCUAAUGCUGAUGAAAGCAAUGACCUUAGUAACUCAACCAGCGUCCCCAUGAAGUGGAAAAGGCAGAUUGAGAAGGAUAUACCACGAACUUUCCCAGGUCAUCCUGCUUUGGAUGAGCAUGGCAGGGAUUCCUUGAGGCGUCUACUGUUAGCAUAUGCACGGCAUAAUCCCUCUGUUGGGUAUUGUCAGGCAAUGAAUUUCUUUGCUGGAUUAUUGCUACUUCUGAUGCCUGAGGAAAAUGCCUUUUGGACUUUGGUGGGCAUUAUCGAUGACUAUUUUGAUGGCUACUACACAGAAGAAAUGAUAGAAUCUCAGGUGGAUCAACUUGUUUUUGAAGAGUUGAUGCGAGAAAGAUUUCCUAAAUUGGUUAAUCAUCUGGAUUACUUGGGAGUGCAGGUGGCAUGGAUCUCUGCACCUUGGUUCCUUUCCAUCUUUGUCAAUAUGAUUCCUUGGGAAAGUGUUCUCCGAGUUUGGGAUGUUCUCCUUUAUGAAGGAAAUAGGGUGAUGAUGUUUCGAACUGCACUUGCUUUAAUGGAAUUAUAUGGUCCUGCCUUAGUGACAGCUAAAGAUGCUGGGGAUGCAAUUACUUUGUUGCAAUCACUUACAGGGUCAACAUUUGACAGCAGCCAGCUUGUUUUUACUGCUUGUAUGGGGUUUUUGGCUGUAAAUGAAGCUAAAUUACAAGAAUUGAGAGAAAAGCAUAGACCGGCUGUACUGCUGGUAAUAGAGGAAAGAUCAAAAGGGGGUAGAGCUUGGAAGGAUUCAAAGGUUGCUUCUAAGUUGUACAGUUUUAAGCGCGAUCCUGGAGAAGGAAAAAAGACUGGUGAAGGAGGUGAGUCUAAAUUGGAGAAUCAGUCCUCUAAUCUGGAUGGUGUAACCGCUAAAUCUGAAGGAGAUUCAUUACCAGAUCUUCAGGAACAGGUGGUUUGGUUGAAGGUAGAAUUGUGCAGGUUGCUGGAGGAGAAAAGAUCUGCCAUACUCAGAUCUGAGGAGCUGGAGACAGCAUUCAUGGAGAUGGUCCAGGAAGAUAAUAGACGGCAACUGAGUGCAAAGAUUGAAGAAUUGGAGCAAGAGGUAGCUGAUCUGCGAGAAGCCCUUGCUGACAAGGAAGAACAGGAAGCUGCAAUGCUUGAGGUCCUGAUGCGGGUAGAGCAAGAACAGAGGAUAACUGAAGAAGCUCGUAUAAAUGCUGAGCAAGAUGCAGCUGCUCAAAGAUAUGCAGUAACUGUACUUCAGGAUAAAUAUGAGAUGGCCAUGGCUUCACUUGCUCAGAUGGAGAAAAGAGUGGUUAUGGCAGAAUCAAUGUUAGAGGCUACCAUAAAUUACGAAUCUGGACAAGCUAAAGCACAAUCUUCUCCACGGUCAGCCCGUAAUCAAAGUUCCACAGGAGAAAGCCCCAGAAGAAGGAUUAGCUUAUUGAAAUUUGGCCUCGGUUGGCGCGACAAGAACAAGGACAAAUCGAACGAGGAGAUCGGAGAUGGUGUAUCCAGUAGCAAUGAGGGAUGAGAUCCAAGUACAUAGCAGGCUGGAAUAAAGAAAGCAAAGACCAGAGAAGAACUUUUAGCAGAGAAUUUUGUCUGUAAUUAUGCACUUCAUAUUAUUGUGUACAUUGAAAUUGAAUUGAUAAAAGUAAACUUACAUAUUGUCUAAUGUAAAUAAGAUUAUCUACUAUAUAAUUAUACAUUAUACUUUAUUCAAUUUAUUUUGCUA
This is a messenger RNA of Jatropha curcas, 2901 nucleotides long. Lineage: Eukaryota; Viridiplantae; Streptophyta; Magnoliopsida; Malpighiales; Euphorbiaceae. The record is from RefSeq and is a predicted model, not a curated record.